Messenger RNA from Talaromyces stipitatus ATCC 10500, 1800 nucleotides. Its product is annotated as squalene monooxygenase Erg1. Gene Ontology annotation, cellular component: membrane; endoplasmic reticulum. The record is from RefSeq and is a predicted model, not a curated record. NCBI's taxonomy places the organism in Eukaryota, Fungi, Ascomycota, Eurotiomycetes, Eurotiales, Trichocomaceae. The coding region runs from base 103 to 1578 and encodes 491 amino acids. Gene Ontology annotation, biological process: ergosterol biosynthetic process. Gene Ontology annotation, molecular function: squalene monooxygenase activity; flavin adenine dinucleotide binding. The transcript is spliced from 2 exons.
ACGGAUCAGAGACUGAAUGAUUGUGUUUCUAGCGAUUAUUUUUACUGAUUGUGUUUCCUGAGUUUUUCUUCUUCCUUUUUCUCAUAUCAAGUAAUUUUCGCCAUGUCCAAAACCUCCACCACCGCCGCAACAACUGCGACAUCCAUUCCAGGCGCAAAACAACUCCCCAUCAUCGCAGUCAGCAACGAAGACGAGGCCAACAAGACCAAAUGGGCCUUCAAUGAAUCCGAACUUCUCAUAAUCGGCGCUGGAGUCGCCGGGUGCGCUUUGGCAGUUGCCUUUGGGAAACAAGGCCGUAAAGUCACCGUACUCGAAAGAUCGCUCAAGGAACCUGAUCGUAUCGUGGGCGAGUUGUUACAACCUGGUGGUGUGCAGGCACUUGAACAAUUGGGUCUGUUGGAUUGUCUGGAUGGGAUUGAUGCUGUUGAAGUGGAAGGGUACGAUGUGAUUUUCCACGGCACCGAAGUCGAGAUUCCAUACCCUGCGGAUAAAAAGACGGGGAUCAGUCCCAAGGGACGAAGUUUCCAUCAUGGUCGAUUUAUUAUGAAAUUACGAGAAGCCGCGCGAAACACGCCCAAUGUGACCAUAAUCGAAGCCACGGCAACAUCUUUGAUUAAGUCUCAAUCAGAAGUUAUCGGCGCAGAGGUCAGCGUUGAUGGCAAAUCGGAGAGUUUCAUUGCGCCAUUGACCAUCGUCGCGGACGGAUACGCCUCUAAAUUCCGCAAAGAUUACCACACACAUACACCAGAGGUCAAAUCAAGGUUCUGGGGUAUAGAGUUGAUUGACGCUAAACUGCCCAUGCCCCUUCACGGUCACGUCUUUAUCGGUGAUGGACCACCAGUUCUCAUGUAUCAGAUCGGAACACACGAAACGCGAGCCUUGAUUGAUAUACCUGACAAUCUGCCGUCAGCCUCGGUCGAAUAUGGUGGCGUGAAGAAUCAUAUGAAGAACGUCGUUCUACCAUCACUCCCCAAAGACGUACAACCGAGUUUCCUAGCCGCCGUUGAAAACGGCCGGUUAAGGUCAAUGCCCAACUCAUUCCUUCCUUCUACAACCAACAAGACUCGCGGAUUGAUUAUCAUCGGCGAUGCAUCCAACAUGCGCCAUCCAUUGACCGGUGGUGGUAUGACGGUGGCCUUUAAUGAUGUAGUGGUCCUACGAGAUCUCCUCAGUCCUGAGAAAGUGCCCUCAUUCAAAGAUGCGCCUUCAGUGACCAAGGCUAUGAAAACAUUCCACUGGGAGAGGAAAAAGACUGCGUCAACCAUCAACAUCCUAGCGCAAGCUCUAUACUCCUUAUUCGCCGCAAAUGAUCCAUACCUCAAAAUCCUCCAACGCGGCUGUUUCCGCUACUUUGAAAUGGGCAUGAUUGAAGCACCCUGCGGCAUGUUAGCAGGCCUCAUCAAACAACCCACCGUCCUAAUCCGACAUUUCUUCGCCGUCGCUUUCUUGUCUAUAUACAUGAAUUACGCAGAGACGCCGGUUUAUCUCUGGCCUCUUGCAUUUUGGCAGGGUUGUGCUGUUCUGUGGACGGCGUGUAAAGUUAUUAUGCCUUAUGUGUUUGCGGAGUUGAGGCGGUAAUCUUUGCGUCUUGAAAGGGAAAUAAAAGUGAAGUGAUCGAUAGACUAGAUGGUCAUCGGUAUGGCAUAGUGAUGUAAGAUACUGGGGUCGGUUUCCUUUUGUCAUUCGAUGCAGUCGAAAGAUUGUGUCUGAUUUUAUUCUGUAUAGACUUAUCUUCCUCUCAGUGUCUACUGUAUAUAAUUACUACCUAAUGAUAAUAUCACUCAACCAAAUCCAUUACUC